UAUUUCAUUUCAUUAACAAUGCUUGGCAGUGAUUUAUUUGCUUCAGCAGCUUUGUUGAUUGUAUUAUCUGUAAUUUGAAAGUCUUUUAGUUAAUUUCAAAGCCUUACUCUUGUAAUGAAUAAACCAAUCAGGGACCACUGAUAACACCAUAGAUCCUGUUUUAACUUCCCUCUUGAAUCUCCUAAAUUCAGCUUCAUCUGUGACAGGCACUCUUGAAAGCGAAUUUUCUCACUGUCCUUUAUUUCCUUAGAUUUUACAUAUUGGGUCAGUUGUAGAACUGUGUGGUAGGACAGAACUGAAGAGUAUUAUUUAAUAAUUUUAUCCCAAUGUUCAAAUAUAUGUCUUGCACAUUUGGAAAACUCUGAAAUUUGUGUCAAAGAGGUUUUGCCUUUACCGAAUCUCACAAAAUUUGCUAAUGACAGGAACAUUUGAAAUCAGAUAUUGUUAAAACUGCUGUCCUGUCUUGUGUUGUCACCGUGAGCAUUCAUUUUCAUGAUUAUAGUAAUAUUGCAUUCAUAUGCAUUCGUACUCACAUUGUGCUCAACACCAAAAUACUCUGUUGAAGUAAGGAAGCAAGUGUUUAAAAAUGUAUGAAAAGGGAAUUUCUUGCCCUCGGGCCCUUAAAGUUAUUUUGUCAAAAGAGGGGUGUGUCACCUUUUAUUUUUCAUGCACUUAAGGUUUUGUAGGAUUUCAUUCCAGAAAUAGUUUGAGCUGCAAUUAUUAAUCAAUUAGUCAAUUAGAAGAAAAUUAAUUGCUGAUUAUUUUGAUAAUCAUUUAAUUGUUCCACUAAUUUUUCAAAGAAGAAUGUCUGACCUUUGCUGGUUUCAUCUUCUUAAAUGUAAUUAUUGGCUGCUUUGGGUCUUUGGGUUUUGGACAAAAGAAACAGUCUGAAGAUGUUGCUUUGGGCUCUAAGAAAUUUUGAUGAGCAUUUUAACACUUUUAUCUAUAUAUCUUUUAGACUAAACAAUUAAUUUAAUCAUGAAAGUAAUCAGCAGAUUAAUGGAUAACAAUAAUAGUAGUUGGUUGCAGCACUAGUUUUGAGAGAUAAAUCCUUCCUUUUUAAAGAAUAUUAAACAGACAGGAACAUGUUUGCUCUCUUUGCAUUUUAGAAUUUUCUUUUUAGAGGAAUCUGAGGCUAAAGAAAGGAGCAGACUGAGACAGACUUGAAAACAAACAGUUGUGUUUUGGUUGAAAAUAUUCCAACGUUUACUGUAUAUAUUGCUGUAUAAGGCUUCAGAAAGAUGAAUGCACGUACAGGCUGUAACGUCCGUUCUCAUGUCUUUCCUGAUUCCAGUGGAUUGGCCAGACGGCAGCAGGAAGUCUGACACCCCUCUAAGCAGUCAUGACCCUCGUACAGCUGUGCAACUUCGCACUGCACUGAAGAGGCUGAAGGAAAUAAUGGAGGGAAAGAGUCAGGACAGUGAUCUGAAGCAGUACUGGAUGCCAGAUAGCCAGUGUAAAGAGUGUUACGACUGCAAUGAGAAGUUCACAACCUUCCGCCGCCGCCACCACUGCCGACUGUGUGGCCAGAUCUUCUGCAGCCGCUGCUGCAACCAGGAGAUCCCAGGAAAGUUCAUGGGCUACACAGGAGACUUGCGGGCCUGCACGUACUGUCGUAAGCUAGCGCUGAACUACGCCCACUCAGCUGAAUCAGGCUCCAUCGGAGAGGACCUGAGCGUCUUGUCUGACUCUCCCUGCUCUGUGUGUGUGUUGGAGCCCAGCGAACCUCGGACACCUGUAGGGGGACGUAAGGCCAGCAGGAACAUCUUCCUCGAGGAAGACCUGACCUGGCAGAGAAAAACUCCUAUUGGGAUGAGAAAGAAUAUGAUUCACCAGGAACCUCAGAACAGUAGCCUCAGUGCCAGAUUGACGACGCUGCAAGAAGAUGUGGGCAAAUCACCUGCUAGGAAGAGGUCUGCCAGUGUGACCAACCUAUCGCUGGACCGCUCUGGAUCCUCCAUGGUGCCUUCGUACGAUAGCUCAGUCAGCCCACCAACUAGCCGGGCCGUGUCAGGCACCAAGGGUGGCACCAAGUUGGACCACAGUGAGGAAGAGAGGAAGAUCCUACUGGACUCCUCCCAGCUGAAGGACUUGUGGAAGAAAAUCUGCCACAACAGCACAGGGAUGGAGUUCCAGGACCACAGAUAUUGGCUGAGAACCUACCCCAACUGCAUUGUAGGAAAAGAGCUUGUCAACUGGCUGCUGAGGAAUGGCACCAUCUCCACCAGGGCUCAGGCUAUUGCCAUAGGUCAGGCAUUAGUGGACGGUCGCUGGCUGGACUGUGUUACUCACCAUGACCAGCUAUUCAGGGACGAGUAUGCUCUCUACCGCCCCCUCCAGAGUACAGAGUUCUCAGAAACACCGUCUCCAGACAGUGAUAGUGUCAACUCCUUGGAAGGACAUUCAGAACCAUCCUGGUUCAAGGACAUCAAGUUUGAUGACAGCGACACAGAACAACUUGUGGAUGAGACAGAGUACACCCUUCCCAACUCUGCCGGGCCUAGCAAGAGAACAUCUGUCAGCAGUUCCCAGUCAGUAGUGGACAGUGACUCAGCUGCCUCCAUUAACCUCAACAUGGAGCAAAACAAUGUGAAUUUCCACGUCAAGAAACAGUCCAAGUAUCCGCACAUGUCUCCUGCCACUGAGCAGAAAUCUGAAUUUCUUGUGUCUGAGGAUGGAGGACAGAACAUUGUCAUAAGUGAUGCCUUCAUCAAGGAGUCUCUGUUCAACCGUCGUGUGGAGGAGAAGGCUAAAGAGAUGAUGUUCACUCCGUUGGGUUGGCACCACAGCUCUCUUGACCAGCUUCGAGAGGAGAACGGAGAGAAGAAGGCCAUGGAGAGGCUGCUCUCAGCCAACCACAGCCACAUGAUGGCACUGCUGCAGCAGCUACUCUACAGUGAGUCCCUGUCUCUGUCCUGGCGGGAUAUUAUUGUCCCUGUGGUUCGACAGGUGGUCCAGACAGUGCGGCCUGAUGUUCGCAACAACGAUGAUGACAUGGACAUCCGGCAGCUGGUCCACAUCAAAAAGAUCCCUGGAGGAAGAAAGUUUGACUCGACUGUGGUCAAUGGCUUCGUAUGUACCAAGAGCAUCGCACACAAGAAGAUGAACCCAUACAUCAAGAACCCUAAAAUUCUGCUGCUGAAGUGCCCCAUAGAAUAUCUGUACAGGGAGGAGACCAAGUUUACCUGCAUUGACCCCAUCGUGCUACAGGAACGAGAGUUUUUGAAGAACUAUGUGCAGCGCAUUGUAGACGUCCGUCCGAACUUGGUAUUGGUAGAGAAGACUGUGUCUCGUAUUGCUCAGGAAAUGCUGCUAGUGCACGGGAUCACACUGGUCAUCAAUGUCAAGCCGCAAGUGUUGGACAGGGUGAGUCGUGUGACCCAAGGAGACCUGGUAAUGUCCAUGGACCAGCUCCUCACCAAACCUCGUCUGGGAACUUGCCACAAAUUCUACAUGCAGCCUUUCACCCUGGCCAGCAAUGAGGUGAAGACUUUGAUGUUCUUUGAAGGCUGUCCCCUUCAUCUUGGAUGCUCCAUCAAGCUGCGUGGUGCGUCAGAGUAUGAGCUGGCCCGGGUGAAGGAGAUCAUUAAGCUGAUGGUGUGUGUGGCCUACCACUCUCAGCUGGAGAUUUCUUUCCUCAUGGACGAGUUUGCCAUGCCGCCCAGCUUGGCCCAAAGCACCUCGUUCCCCUGCUUGCUGGAGGGUGCCUCUGCAGAGGAGGAGGCAGAUGGCGAGAAAAGAGACAAAGAGACAGAUGGAGAGAGCCAGGAGAAAAGUGCUGAGGCUCAAGAUUCUGCACUGGCGGGACAACUUGAGGAGGAAAGGCUUCCCUCUGAGUCUUCAUCCAAAAAUGGAGAUUUAGACGCUCUCCAAGAUAAAGAGAAUCCAAAAUCACUCUCCUCUGUCGAGGAGAAGGCUGAUGACACAGAGACAGUGACCUCCUCGCCAUUCUCCAGUCCCCCUGUGCCAUCUCUGUCGGUCCCUCCACCAUUCCUCAUGGAAGAAGAUCAGGAGAUGGGCUCAGACACCCUCAAUGAGGAAGACAGAAACCUAGUGAAGGACGAGUCACUUAGUAUGGAGGACAGGGAAGGUACAGAGACACCUACUCCGAGGUUGUUCCGAGACCCCUUACAGGAUGAUACUGGGAUGUUUGUGGCCGAGCAGGUGGCUUCAUCUGAUGACCACCUCAAGUCCAUCUCUGCUGUCUUCAAGCAGGAGCUUAAGGACAUUAUCUUGUGCAUUUCACCCUUCAUCACAUUUAAGAAACCAUUCCUUCUUACACCUGCUGGCAUGCACUGCCCCAGCAGGGAGUACUUCCCUGAACAGGUCUACCUAUCUCCUCUCCUCAACAAGGAUUUUAAGGAGCUGGAUGGGCGCAGAAAGCGGCAGCUUCUUAAAGAGCCUGUCCCAUCUUCCCUCCUUAAUGGACAAACAAAUGGCGGCCCACAGCCAAGGGCUAUCGAUGUCCUGCCCUCUCACAGUCUUACUAGCACCCAAAUUGUAGAACAGCUGAACAACAGCCAGGAUCUGGCCAAGAUGCUAGCAGACUACAGAGCAAAGGGAGGUCGUAUUCGGCAGAGGGAAGUCACCGAUCCCUUUAGCUCUUCCAAUACUGCAGUGCCAGUCAGUGGACAGAGCAGGACUGGGGACGCUGCAGUCAAGCCACCAAUCAAGACUGACAGUGAAGAGGACAAGCCAAGCAAACAGAAUGAAAUAAGCUGGACUCCUAAGUUGGACUGUCUGAAUCCUGUCAACCAUCAGAGACUGUGUGUGCUCUUCAGCAGUUCAUCAGCUCAGUCCAACAAUGCGCCCAACCCCUGUGUCAGCCCAUGGAUUGUCACAAUGGAGUUCUAUGGCAAGAAUGACCUCUCUCUUGGUGUAUUCUUGGAACGGUAUUGUUUCAGGCCAUCUUACCAGUGCCCCAGCAUGUUCUGUGAAACUCCCAUGGUGCAUCACAUCCGUCGUUUUGUGCAUGGUAGCGGCUGUGUGCAGAUUGUAUUGAAGGAGCUGGACUCCCCAGUGCCUGGUUACCAGCACACUAUACUUAACUACUCCUGGUGCCGCAUCUGCAAACAGGUGACACCAGUGGUACCUCUGUCCAACGACUCAUGGUCCAUGUCUUUUGCAAAAUACCUGGAGCUUCGCUUCUACGGCCACCAGUACACCAGGAGGGCUAAUGCAGAGCCCUGUGGACACUCCAUCCACAAAGACUACCACCAGUACUUCUCAUACAACCAGAUGGUGGCUUCCUUCAGCUACACUUCAGUAAGACUCUUGGAGAUUUGUCUUCCUCGUCCCAAGAUCUUCAUCAGGAACCUGGGGCCUUUGAAAACCAACCUGCAGCAGGACCUGAAGGACUUCUCUCAGAAAGUGGCACAGGUGUACUUGGCCAUAGAUGACCGCCUCACAUCCCUCAAGACCGACACCUUCAGUAAGACUCGUGAAGAAAAGAUGGAGGACCUCUUCGCUCAGAAAGACAUGGAGGAGGCAGAGCUGCGGAGCUGGAUCGAAAAGCUUCAGGCGCGACUACAGGCCUGCGGUAUGGAUUCUCCUCAGCAGCUGCAGACCGUCCUGGAGUCACUGGUGAUGAAGAAACAGAAUCUCUGUGAGAUGUUGCAGUACUGGAACGGCAGGCUACAGGACUUAUUCCAGCAGGAGAAAGGGAGGAAGCGUCUGUCUGUCCCCCCCAGCCCAGGCAGGCACAGACAGACUGCUGAUGACAACAAGAGUGCGCUGGAUUCCUCCCCCCGUAACCCCUCACCUGUGGUGCAGAAUGGUGAGAAAGAGGACCGUCAUCUCAACACGUUGCCCUCGACCUCUUCCACCUCUGUGUUGCCGUCACCGGGAGAUCCUGGAGCUGAACCAAUCACACCUGUUCCCUCCUUUACUGAGCAGGACUAUGUCAGCAUCCCAGAAGAUGUAUUUGACGGACACUUGCUGGGCUCCACUGACAGCCAGGUAAAGGAGAAGUCCACAAUGAAAGCCAUCCUCGCCAACCUCCUGCCCGGUAACAGCUACAACCCCAUCCCCUUCCCGUUUGACCCGGACAAGCACUAUCUGAUGGACGAGCAUGAGCGGGUGCCCAUCGCAGUGUGUGAGAGGGAGCCAAGCUCCAUCAUCGCCUUUGCUCUCAGCUGCAAGAAGUACAAGACAGCUCUGGAUGAUCUGUCCAAGGCAUCAAACACAGGCGGGGAUGAGACUCCGCAGGUUCUCAGUGCCGGUGAGAGUCGGGCUAAGAGCAGCCCUGCGAGGCCCAGCGAGUCAGCCUCGUCGCAGCAGAGCCGCAGCAGCAUGGAGACUGAUCCCCUCAAGGAUGCAGACUUGACAGAUAAACAGAAAAAACAGACCCUGAAUCCACAUAUCGAGCUGCAAUUCUCCGACGCCAACGCCAAAUUUUACUGUCGAAUCUACUAUGCCGAGGAGUUUCAUAAAAUGCGCGAGGAGAUCAUGGAGAGCCCUGAGGAGGAUUUUGUCCGCUCACUGUCCCACUGUGUCAACUGGCAGGCUCGCGGUGGAAAAUCUGGAGCUGUUUUCUAUGCAACAGAAGAUGACCGGUUCAUCCUGAAGCAGAUGCCAAGACUGGAGGUCCAGUCCUUCCUGGACUUUGCACCUCACUACUUCACCUACAUCACCGGAGCUGUGCAGCAGAAACGACCGACUGCGUUGGCGAAGAUCCUGGGCGUUUACAGGAUUGGUUACAAGAACUCCCAGAACAACACAGAGAAGAAACUGGACCUGCUCGUAAUGGAGAAUCUUUUCUAUGGACGUAAGAUGGCUCAGGUGUUUGACCUCAAAGGCUCCCUGAGAAACCGUAAUGUGAAGACAGACUCAGGGAAGGAAAGCUGCGAGGUGGUUCUGCUGGAUGAGAACCUUCUGAAGUUGAUCCACGACAACCCGCUGUACAUCCGCUCCCACUGUAAAUCCAUCCUGCGGGCCGCCAUACACAGCGACGCCUAUUUCCUCUCCAGCCACCUCAUCAUCGACUACUCCCUGCUCGUGGGGCGAGACGAUGCCACUGAUCAGCUGGUGGUUGGGAUUAUAGAUUAUAUCAGGACAUUUACCUGGGACAAGAGACUGGAGAUGGUUGUCAAAUCCACUGGAAUCCUGGGAGGUCAAGGGAAGAUGCCCACGGUGGUCUCUCCGGAGCUGUACAGAGCUCGUUUCUGCGAGGCCAUGGACAAAUACUUCCUGAUGGUACCUGACCACUGGACUGGUCUGGGCAUCAACUGCUGAGCAAUGCUGCCGUGUCCAAAGGCAGCAACAGGAAACCACACAGUCACCCGCUCUCAGACUUUCUAUGCACAGAAGUCAGUUUCCUGGACAGAGGCCUCAGUAUGUGAGCGUGUUUUUAAUUUACCUGAGACCCACAAGCACACUGGAUGUUGUAAAUGUUAGAAAAUGGUGCAGACCAAAAGCCUGAACAGUAUACAGCACAGAAUCAUUCCACAGGAGCAGUGCCGCACUGCGAGUGUGCCAUUAUACAGACAUUGUACAUCUGUUUUUAUCACUGGGGGCACAUUACAGUAUUAACAGGUUAUAACUUAUCACCCUCUGGAUUCCUGAUUUGUUUCAUGGAGGGUUUGUUAUUUUAUUAGUGCCAUGAGUUCAACUGUUUCAAGAGGACCUACUGAAAAUGUUCAGUAUUAUGAUUUGGUAAACAAACUCAUUCGUGUAAUUUACGUUUGUAAAUGUACAGAGAUUAUGUAACUAUUAAAAUAUUAUUAACACUG
Scatophagus argus is the source of this 7730-nucleotide messenger RNA. RefSeq names its product phosphoinositide kinase, FYVE finger containing (gene pikfyve). Gene Ontology annotation, molecular function: metal ion binding; ATP binding; 1-phosphatidylinositol-3-phosphate 5-kinase activity. The record is from RefSeq and is a predicted model, not a curated record. The coding region runs from base 1246 to 7233 and encodes 1995 amino acids. Gene Ontology annotation, biological process: intracellular signal transduction; phosphatidylinositol metabolic process. The transcript is spliced from 41 exons. Lineage: Eukaryota; Metazoa; Chordata; Actinopteri; Scatophagidae.